AUGCCUUCACACUCUUCUCUUCCCGCAAAUUCUUCUUCAUCCGCUCUCACAAGAACAGGUGGUGACAGGCUUCUUGCAAAGAUGUUUGCAUCAUCCCGUUUCAUGCCCUCAAACUCGCACGGGUACUUCUGGGACGUUGAAGAGGUCCGUCACCAGGAGCACUUACGUCGUGUUUCACAUGCUCAGCAUCUAUACCGGCAUCGCCACGACUCAGCCGAGGCGGCUAAAUUAUAUAGAAGCUUCAUGGAGGAGCAAAACGAAUGGAUGGAUGAGCAAGAGCGGAUGAAGGAGAUGGAGUUGAGGCUAUCGGUGAAGGCUUAUCAGCGACGAGCCUCCCGAUGGGAAGAUGAAUGGAGAAGGCUUGAGGAGGGCGGAAACGUGGAAGAAAUUCUGAAGUCUCAAGAGAUUAGAGAUCAGCGCAACUCAAAACCUGGGUCGUUUAAGUCUAGAGAUAGCCCCACAAAGUCACCUAAUCCUUAUUCUGAAACGACAUAUAGCCCGAAAGACACACCGGCCUCGUCACAGUCCCGAAUUAUGUCACCCGAGUCGAAGCCACAGCCAGCGGGGUAUUGUGCGGAAGUCUCGAACUCGCGCAGCUCUGUUAUGAGCCCAGGCUCGAGUAAUUCUAACUGGUCCCGAGUGGUACCCCACUCUAAAUUAAAACAGGAGCAAACCCAUAAGGAAUCACUGGCUAAUGGUGAGGUCAUCGGGAUUAUAAACCACAAUUGUCGGGAUAAUGGAAAUCUCCUUUACUUGAUCUCUUGGAGGUUGCGGAAUUCAAGUAUAACACCAGUUCAAUCUUGGGUUAGAGUCGCGGAUCUUUUUGAAGGCCCUAGGAGAUCGAUCCUAGAAGAAUAUCAUCGUCAGCAUAACCUAGGACCAAUUCGUUGGCCACGAAAUCCUCGAAGACAGUUGAGGUCUUCAACAAGCUUCGGGGUCCGGGAGAUAAAAGCCGCUCUCGACGAACGUAAACUAGCGCUACUUGAACGCGGUACCAGUAUUCUAGACGUUACACGCGAGCUCGACGAGGAGCGGUGGAAAAUGCGAGAUGAUUGGCAACGUGCAGGAAGGGGCUGGGGGUCUGCAAUCAUGGUUGUUGAAGAAAAGAAGAAGGCAUGGAGAAUUGCGGAUUUGGAGGCCGAAGACAGCUUCGUUCGUAAAAUAGGAGUCGCUCCAGUUAGAAGUCCUGGAAUGGAAUCUUCUGGUUAUGAAGGCAUGCUGAAAGCCGCUGGGAUAAUUGAUGUUGCUGACUCCAGAUCACCGGGACUAAAAACAUUAGAUUCGAGUUCGUUAAGCGGCAUCACGGCAUCUACCCUUAAGGUCCCAACUGCACCGCUUCAAUUGUCAUUUGGCGGCGAAGUCUCCAACCCGAAGUAUCACGAUGAAUCUGAGCAAAAAUACGACGAUAAAACGAGCCGGUUUAUGAGCACCAGUGAGGAUGAAAGAGAAUGGAGGGAACAUUUCGGCUUAGAGCCAGGAUGCAUUGAGCCAACCAAUCUAUCUACCAGUACUCACAGCGCUCGAGAAAUCAGAAUCUCGAAAGUAAGAUCUACGCUUCGCAGUUUGCCGAACACUCUGAACCUUAACCUUGUACGGGCAAAGACACUGCCAGAGAUAGGUAAAGGGGCGGAAAGUCUCCAGGUUUUAGAUUAUGAGUGUCAAGGACCAACAAAUACAAGUUGCUCUUCAAGUUCAUGCCCAAUACAGUCUUCGGCAUCAGAAUCUCAAACCUAUUUGAAGGCACAACGGAAAUCCCUACUUUCACGCAUAUUAUCUCGCAGGCAGAUAGAAAGAGAAAAUCGUAAGCAAGUUGCUCGUCACAAACUUGAUUCCCAGACACGGGGGAGAACUCAUGAAUCAUUGGCGUUCCUUAAAACCAAUACAGAGCCUUUGAGCUUCUCUAGGAGCUGUGUACAAGAAAACCGGUCCAAUCAUUGCGCACUACCCAGUGCGUCUUCAUAUUCUUCAUUCGGCGUUAUUACACCUAAGAAGAAGGCACAGACAAAGAAGAGCUGGAGAGACGUUGUGUGGGACAAGUUCUAUUAUUUUCUGGCUCCUUCGAGCCAAAAUCAUCCUUCCCCGGGGAAAAACACCAGAAGGACGCUGGAUGAUAGAAGAUCACCGGAGAAACCAUUGUUACCAAUGAAUGAGAGAAAAGGCAUCAAUACAGGUGAUCCAGGAUUUCAAGAUAAUCUUUCUGAGAAUUCAUAUGGGUGUCGAGGUGUUGAAAGAAGAUCUCCAAAUAUUGGGAUGAGCUUUUCAAAAUCUAUGUUAGCUGAAACCAUCACGAAAAGGACCGAAUCUUGGGCGGCUAGCAUAUUGCCUCCUUUACGCAAGAGCAAAUCCGAGGGGCCUGGAAGGCUGAAGUCGUCCUCUGAGGGGCUAGGGGCUACCUCCCUAAGAAACGAUACAGAAGAAUCUGAUAUUAAUCAAGUUCCACCGCAGGUCCACAUCGGAGAAGAAGCCGUCUCAAGUGAUUCCCACCAUAGUGGAAUCUAUAAAGAGACUGGAAAGUUCAAGGGCAAAGGGAGGCUAGAGUCUAAUGAAAGUCCCAGAUUUGUGCGGUCUAUAAACAUUACCAGAACCCUAUCGCAAGAAAAAUAUCUAGCGAAAAGGCAGGCAGAAAGGCAACUUCAGCGCGACAAAGCACUUUUGAAAAUCAAAACUAGGAUGAGAAUGCGGAAGGAAAAGGCCGAUCAACGCGCCGAUGACCUUAAAAGGCUUGAUGAGCUGCGCGCGAAAAGGGCAUUUCCGUUUAGCAAGUGGAAAAAGGCUAACCAAUUAGAACUGGACUUGUUGACAAAAAAACUUGGUGUGGGGGUUGGUAGGAGGCCCGGGAAGGGAGUAUUGAAGAAUACUACAGUGGCAGAUAUAAAAAACUUGGGAAGGUCAAUUGUACCAACAACUGCGGGCGUCAGAAACCAACCAAAUGGGCGCUUCCCGAUUUGA
This is a messenger RNA of Morchella sextelata, 2949 nucleotides long. RefSeq lists its product as uncharacterized. The transcript is spliced from 3 exons. Lineage: Eukaryota; Fungi; Ascomycota; Pezizomycetes; Pezizales; Morchellaceae. Bases 1 to 2949 code for a protein of 982 amino acids. The record is from RefSeq and is a predicted model, not a curated record.